UAUGCUCGAUGCAUCUUUACAGCACAGUUUGCAACUGGAUUUUGAGAGGAAACCAUUAAACUGACACAAAGGUUCUGCAAGACUGGAAUAAAAAAGGCAAUAUUGGAUAAAAACAGAUAUUUUCUCUUUUAUAUAAGUAUUUUGUAUUUUAAAAAUGGGCUGUUCUCCAUCAAAAGGAAAGUUACUUUUAAAACCAGAACAAUUUGGAAUUCAGAAGGCUCUGGUCACUGAAGUAUCACAGGAGGGUGUGGAUUGUGGACAUGCCCUGAUGGAGGAUUCCUGUCUAAAACCUCAAGACAAGAAGGAGGAUCCACCACUACUCACUCAUGAGCUUUGUACAAAAAAAACUUCAUUGAUUCAGCUGGACUCUGACCUGACGUUGCCUGAAAAUGCACUGGAUAUUAAGGAAGCAGAAGUUAAUGAAUUGCCCCAGGAAAUAAUUAGUCAUGUCAUGCAAAAAAAUACAAUUCAAAAGACGGAGACCCAAAAGAAGAAUGUCAAGAAGAGAUCUACCGAAAGGCAGAGAAAGACUUUUGCUGUCCAAACAAAAGUGAACUUCCCACCUCUUAUGGUGAGGGCUCACCAGGCAGCCUACAGUUUCCUGAAUCCAAAUAUCUCCAAAUAUGAAACUCUUCUGGGGCUGCUAGAUCAGGCUACCCAGACACAACUGUCCCUCCAGCCUAUCAUUUCUGUUUUGGGGUUGUACUUUGAGGAAAUCAACCAGGCACUGGAGGAGAUGGCUGAAGAGGGGGAGCUGAUGGUUAAGGAGCACGGGGACAGCAUAACCUUACCAUCUGGGAUGUUGAGUCAAGCUGUAAGGUCAGCUACAUCUAGCACUACCACAGUGGAUAAUUGUGAUCCACCACCAGAUCUUUUACAACAAAUGCUUCAGCAAUCAUCAGAAAAAAUGAGGCAAGUUGGAAGCUCAGUAAAGACUUUGGGUGAUACUACACUUGAGGAGGCCAUAGAGUAUUUCUGUUCCCUCUCUAAACUGUUUGCUGAGAAGCUGCAGGCUAAGCAGGCUGCAGAGCAAAGGUUGUCUCAAGUACUUGCAAGGGUAGAGGCAGCAACUAUUAAAAUGUGUAACCUAGAGGAUUCUGCCCUGCACAGUGAGGACAGUGGUAUUGGGGGAGAGAAUGAGAGUUUGACAGGAUCUGAAAGGCACCAAUGCCACCGUGGGAGUGCUGGAUCUGGAAGUUGUGGGUCCGAAGUCAACAUUCAGGGUAUGUUUCGUAAUUAUCCAAAUAACUUAGCUGAGUUUGUUAGUUAUAAUAAAGAUGAUAAACAGGGAGACAAGGAGGAAGAGGAAAAAUAUGAAGAUGAUGAAAGUUAUCAAGGUGAGAGGAAAAAGUCAAGCUCUUCUCUACCAGAUCCCAGUCCUGCUCUCCGUUACAUGCAUGUGAACUCUAAGAAAGAUCAGAAGCCUAUCUUUAAACAGCUUUUUACUGCAACCAAAGCGGAACACUUUUCAUCCAGCAGCUAUAUAAACUUAUUGACAGAGCUACAAACGAGCCAGAAAGACUUUGAUCAAAAAAUGAAAAAAAUUUCUGAAACGCGAGGACUAAAUGACUUUGAAAGGCCUCAUUAUAAUUUGUAUCAAGCUGGAGUUAGACGACAUUCUUUAGAUGGAUCAGCUGGUGUACAAAAAAGCCAAGCAAGAACAAAUCAGCCACCAUGUAUAUUAUCUUCACUACCGUUGCCACCAAAUCAACCACUAAAGCGGCACUCAGUCAGAAGGCUCAUAAAUACUUUUAGCCAUGGGGUUGAUGAGAGACCAGGACCAGGUGUUUCUCAUAUUUCACCUCAAAUCAUGAGGCCCGAUAAAAGUUGUAUUCUUCUUCCAGUGUCUAACAUAGUAAACAGUAAUGGAGAGUACUUGGUCAAUGGCAACAACAGUAGGAGCUACCCAGAUAGCAGGGAUGACUUAGAUAUGGAUAAUCUACCACCUCCACCCUUGGAGGUUUUAAUGGACAAUUCCUUUCAACACAAUGAAAGCCAACAACAAAAUGAGAAGAUACAUGAAGAUCCAGUUCUAAGUCUACCAUUAAUACAACAGAACACUGGGAUUUCCCAGCGAAAGAAGAUAGCCUUGCAGAAUGUGGAAAUUCUGCCAAACAAAGCAAAUGUUAAACCAAGAUCAAUGGCUGUGUCACCUGCCCCUCCUGUUAGGCAAGAGGGGGUUACUGAGGUGCAACAUAAACAGCUGCGACUGGAAACAGAGGCACUUGAAAAAACUGAGAAAACAAAUAGACUCCACCAGCAAGGAACAAAGAUUAUUCAUCUGUGCAAUGCAGGAGAAUCCUUUGACAAGAAAAAUAUUCUAGUUCAAAUCUCAGGGGAUUUAACAACAUUUCAAGCUACAAAUAACCAGAGAUUUGAGAGCAAUGAAAUGUUGGGAUCUGAGAUGCCCCCUUGCAAUCUGCCUAUCAUAGCACCACCAGUUUCAAGAGUUCGCUUGCCACCGUCAUGUCCUUCUGUGCGUCACAGCUUUCCAAGUCCCCCAAUGUUCAGACCUCAUUCCAACUCUCGAUCCUCCUCUCACUCUAAUUCUCCAAGAACAGUUACACGUGCAGAUGAUAACAUCACAGAACAGAUCAUUCCAUCUGUGUCCUUUCAUGUUGCCCGCUCUGUCUUCUGUCAAAAUGAGUUGCAAAGUUCUCAAGCCUGCCUGUCCUUUGGAAGUUCUGCGCUGCCCAAAAAAUGGGGAGAGGUCACUCGAGGCAGAUUGUUAAUAAGGGGAAGAGACAACCUAACUCGCCGUACUCAAUCAGAACAAAGGCCUCAGAUGAUCUCCCAUUCAGAGUUUGAAAUAGAUGGCCAUUUGGUGUCCCUACAAACCAAGGAGGAUGAACCUGUUGCAGAAAAAUAAAGGCAGCCCUCUGAAGACAGGAGAGAAGGCCUAAUUGGAUUCAACUACUGUUCUGAAGACAAGCUUGAACUCUGCUGCUUCUGGUUAGGGUUUUAAGGAUAAAACACACUGAGGGAGAGGACCCAGAUUUAUUAUAUAAAACCAUUUGAAAAAUGUUGCUGAAAUGUUUUUAUUGUUGUUUCUUUUAAUUUAGAAAAAUUCAUAUAUAUCUGUGAAUAUAUAUAAUAAUUCGAGUAACAUUUUCUGGCCUUAAACUCUUAUUUUUGAAAACAGAAUUUUUGAUUUUAAUUUAUUUUAUUUUUUCCUGAAUGUUAAGUUUAUAAAUGUAUACAUUUAAAUACACAUAUACUUCUGUUUUGCAAAAUCCAACACUCUUCUAAAUUUUCAAAAGUGUUUUAAGCCCACGGUUAAAAAUUAAGAGAUUGAAAGCUUAUAUCCAUCAAAUGUUUUUGUAACUCAUCUCAUCCAGGUUUUUAAAAAAAAGGUCGUUGUAAAUGCUGAUGGCUGUGGGCAGGAAGGAUCUCCUGUAGCCGUCUGUCUUACAGCAAAUCUGAAGAAGCCUCUGA
Molecule: messenger RNA, 3435 nt
Organism: Girardinichthys multiradiatus
Lineage: Eukaryota; Metazoa; Chordata; Actinopteri; Cyprinodontiformes; Goodeidae
Product: photoreceptor cilium actin regulator-like
Exons: 2
Coding region: 155-2869 (904 amino acids)
Source: RefSeq, a predicted model, not a curated record